This is a messenger RNA of Pyrenophora tritici-repentis Pt-1C-BFP, 1995 nucleotides long. RefSeq lists its product as uncharacterized. Gene Ontology annotation, cellular component: mitochondrion. Gene Ontology annotation, molecular function: proline dehydrogenase activity; FAD binding. The record is from RefSeq and is a predicted model, not a curated record. NCBI's taxonomy places the organism in Eukaryota, Fungi, Ascomycota, Dothideomycetes, Pleosporales, Pleosporaceae.
AUGCCAACGAACAUGCUGCUCCGCUCCCUUCUCAUAGCUACAGUCUCGUCCAACAAGUUCCUUCUGACACCAGCACUACACCUUCUAUCAUUCUUCUCCAAACCGGGCCGAAGCUACCUGUUCAAUAUAGAACGCAAUCCCGUCCUCAAAGCCAUCUUAAAGCGAAGCCUAUACAACCAAUUCUGUGCUGGAGAGACAGAACAAGAGACCAAGGCAUGUGUGAAGCAGCUGAAGGACCUCGGGUUCAAGGGCGUGAUCCUGACGUACGCAAAAGAGAUGGUGUUCGACCACAACACUGAGUCGGCUGAUCAUCAUGCCUCAGAGAAAUUCGUAGACGAUAAAUCUAUUGUAACGCAGGACGCAGAUAUUGAGGCUUGGAGACAGGGGACAUUGGGGACACUGAAUCUAAUUUCAGAGGGUGAUAUUCUUGCUAUAAAAACCACAGGAGCUGGCCCAGCCGUUGCGACCGCGUUCAGCAAAGGUGAACUUCCACCACAACAGAUGCUCGAUGCACUCGAGGGAAUAGCCACCAAGUGCAAAGAGCGUGGUGUACAGAUCAUCGUUGACGCAGAGUCUCAAAGAUGGCAGAAAGGUAUCGCUCGUAUGGCUCUCGAAUUAAUGCGCAAGUUCAAUCGAGAUGGGAAAGCCGUCAUUUACAACACUUACCAAUGCUAUCUCAAGGAGACGCCCGCAGUGGUUGAACAACACUUGGCUGAAGCAGAAAAGGACGGGUUUACACUUGGACUAAAGCUUGUGCGAGGCGCAUAUAUGCUUUCAGACGAUCGAUCUCUAAUCCACGAUACAAAAGAAGAUACCGACAACGCAUACAAUAGCCUAGCCCAAGGGGCUCUAUGCCAGCAAAUCGGUCCCUUUGGCGCAAUUGGACCUCAUGCGAGACCUUUUCCCUCAGUAAAUCUCUUCAUCGCUUCGCACAACCGCGAAUCCGUACUCUCAACCAACAAACUCCAUCGUCAACGCCUGCAGGCUGGCUUGCCCACUGUGCCCGUUGCAUAUGGGCAACUGCACGGUAUGUCGGAUGAAGUUAGUUUCUCAUUGCUGGCAGAGAAGGGCGAAGGUGGAAAGGCACCAGAGGUAUUGAAGUGUACCACCUGGGGCAGCAUGAGCAAUCUUGGAACUUCAAUUCUGAAAAGCCUUAUCAGAGUCCCAGAUGGCUCCCCAGCCAGAUUUGAAAGAUUCACCGCAUGUGUUCAGAGCCAUACCAGCAGGGAACGACUAGAUGCUCUCUUUAAGUCCGAAAAGUACGGAAGCUUUACUACUUUUAUGGGUUACAAUGUUUGGGCAGUGAAAGGUGCCAAUGUUGUGAUAUUGGGCGUCGAUCCAUCACAAGUAGAAGUAACUCUCAGAGAGGAAGGCAUGAGUCAGGCACUAGUGGGCAAACCUCUAAUCAGUGUAGUGGCAGGAUGGUCCAGAGAGAGGUUGGAAAGUCUAAUUCGUGCCGACCUAUCGGAGGAAGAAGCAAGAAAGAUUUGGGUUCUCCGCACUCUCCCCAACGUCGCAGCGCAGGUCUCGCAAUCAUUGACCGCCAUCGAAGAGCCUGCUUCGGGCUUCCCACCAGCGUUUAUGGACAUCGCAAACGAGAUUUUCUCCCACAUUGGAAAACCUGUACAUAUAGCUCCUCGCCUGAUGGCUGCAACAACAGCUGUAGGAGGCUCGACCCCCGCUUUUUGGUCCAUAAUGUGCGACGCUUUCAUCGACGCUGCUGUGGCAGUUGGUCUACCACGUCCUAUAGCCCAGGCGCAGAUCUACCAGAGUAUGCGCGGCACAGCAGAAAUGCUGCAAAGUGGGAUCCAACCAGGUGAACUGAGAGACAUGGGCACUAGUCCGGAGGGGUGUACAAUUGGGGGCAUCAUGGUAUUGGAGGAGAUGGGUGUUAGAGGAGCGUUAGGAAAGGCCUUAAGAGAGAGUGUUACAAUAGCAAGAGCAAUGGAGAAGGAUGAAGGAGAACAACACGUCAAUGAUACGAGGAGAUUCUAG